Molecule: messenger RNA, 1106 nt
Organism: Cinclus cinclus
Lineage: Eukaryota; Metazoa; Chordata; Aves; Passeriformes; Cinclidae
Product: lysophospholipase D GDPD3-like
Exons: 11
Coding region: 1-972 (323 amino acids)
Biological process (GO): glycerophospholipid catabolic process
Cellular component (GO): endoplasmic reticulum membrane
Molecular function (GO): phosphatidylcholine lysophospholipase A1 activity; phosphoric diester hydrolase activity
Source: RefSeq, a predicted model, not a curated record
AUGGGCCCCAAGCCAAUACCAGACGCCCCGCAGUUCCUACGCGAGGCGGAAGUAACCCUGCGUCCCGCGGUGCAUUGUGGGUACCGAGGCACACUAAGCCCAGGUGCAGGGGAGAGGAUCGAGAACACCUUGGAGGCCUUUGAGAACGCGGUCUCCGAGGGCUGCGAUUGGCUGGAGCUCGACGUGCGCCGCACCCGCGACGGCGUCGUCGUCGUCUGUCAUGACCGGGACCUGUGGCGACAGAGCGGCCGCCAUCUUGACGUGACCCAGCUGGACUAUCAGGAUUUGCCGCCCUAUCAGAGCCCCCUGGAGGUGACGUUUUCACCAGGCCAUUUCUCCUCCGGCUGCGAUCGCCGCGUUCCCCGAUUGGUCGAAAUCUUCCAGCGUUUCCCGCGGCAGCCAAUCAGCAUCGAGAUCAAGGACGACGACGAUGACCUCAUCAAUGAGGUCGCCUCUCUGGUCCGUGCCUUCGACCGCGCCCCCAUCACUCUCUGGGCCUCCUUCCGAGAGCCGAUCCUGAGGAAAUGCCGCCGAGCCCACCCACAGAUGCCGUUCUGCUUCUCCCUCGAGCGGGGGCUCCUGGUUCUGCUCCUCUGGUUCCUGGGGCUGCUGCCUUUGCUGCCCCUGGGAGAGGCCGCGCUGCUCUUCCCGCUGCCCUCCAUCAUCAACCGGACGUAUUUUCCCCUCCCCCGCGGCUGGGCCGGAGCCCUCCUGAGCAGAGCGGCCAAAAGCCUCGUUCUCCGUCCCUCUCUGCUCCGGCACCUGAAGAGCCGCGGGAUCCAGGUCUGGCUGUGGGUGCUGAACGAGGAGCGCGACUUCGCCGAAGCCUUCGGCCUCGGAGCCACCGCGGUCAUCACCGAUUAUCCCGGGAAACUCCGGCGCUUCCUGGAGGGGGGAGGGGGCCCCUCCCCCACCCGCCGGGGUGAGCCCCUCCCCCAGGCGAGAAAAGUGACGGAACAGACGGAAAAAUGACGGGGGGGGGGGGAAAAAACAAAAGGAAUAAAAACGGAUUAAAAACGGAUUAAAAACGGGUUUGAAAAAACACCGGAAUGAGGUCAUGAAACGGUCGAGAAACAAACAAAAAAAUGACCUCAAAAGAAGCCAGA